Akanthomyces muscarius is the source of this 540-nucleotide messenger RNA. RefSeq lists its product as uncharacterized. The transcript is spliced from 4 exons. Gene Ontology annotation, molecular function: transmembrane transporter activity. The record is from RefSeq and is a predicted model, not a curated record. Lineage: Eukaryota; Fungi; Ascomycota; Sordariomycetes; Hypocreales; Cordycipitaceae. Gene Ontology annotation, cellular component: membrane. Gene Ontology annotation, biological process: transmembrane transport. The coding region runs from base 1 to 540 and encodes 179 amino acids.
AUGCCGUCUCCCGUGUUCACAUUUAUUGGACCCGACUCCGCGACCCAUAUGGCGGAGGAAAUCAAAGAUGCCUCAAUUACACUUCCUCGGGCCAUGAUCAUUAUGCCAUUUGUCCAGACAUUUUCUAUUGCAACAGAGCCACACAUCGGAACAUCUGUCAUGACUGCGAUUCUAAUUACGUUGACAACAUUUGGAUGCAUUACAAAUGUGGCUACAGCAUCGCGUCAAAUGUUUGCCUUUGCUCGUGAUAAAAAGCUGCCAUUUUCGACGUCCCUUGCCCAUGUACACCCAGGAUGGGAUGUUCCCCUCAACGCUAUUGCCGUCUCUUACUGCAUCACCAUUUUGUUAUCCUUUAUCAACAUCGACUCCACUGUGGCCUUCAACGCCAUCGCAUCUCUCGGAACAGCAGCCCUCAUAUCUUCCUACAUUAUUUCCAUCACUUGUGUUGCAAUUAAGAGGUGUUGUGGAGAGAAACUGCCCCCCUCGCGAUGGAGUCUGGGUCAAUUUGGAGGCCCGAUCAACAUGCUUGCAGUGCUAUAG